Molecule: messenger RNA, 2399 nt
Organism: Nannospalax galili (Upper Galilee mountains blind mole rat)
Lineage: Eukaryota; Metazoa; Chordata; Mammalia; Rodentia; Spalacidae
Gene: Galm
Product: galactose mutarotase
Exons: 7
Coding region: 237-1265 (342 amino acids)
Biological process (GO): beta-D-galactose catabolic process via UDP-galactose, Leloir pathway; glucose metabolic process
Molecular function (GO): aldose 1-epimerase activity; carbohydrate binding
Source: RefSeq, a predicted model, not a curated record
UUUCCUUCUUUGUCACCUCAGGCAAAGGAAAGAUUUAGAAAGGUUCAAGAGAAUGGUUUUUUGUUUGUUUGUUUUUUGUUUUUUUUUUGCAGGGGUGGUCACUCCUAAAUCCAGGCAAGAAAGGGGAGGAGUCUGAGCCAAGUCCCUCCUCCUCCCCCUGGCACUUGUAUCUCCUAAACGUGACCCAGGCUGGAGUUUGAAAAGCUGGGAGUAGCUGUCCACCGCGAACUAGCCCCAUGGUUUCGGUUACCAGAACCGUGUUUGGAGAGCUGCCCUCGGGGGGAGGGACAGUGGAGAAGUUCCAGCUGCGGUCAGACCAGCUAAGUGUGGACAUCAUCUCCUGGGGCUGCACCAUCACGGCUCUGGAGGUCAAAGACAGGCAGGGGAAAGCUUCAGACGUGGUGCUCGGCUUCCCCGAGUUGGAAGGUUACCUCCAAAAGCAGCCCUACUUUGGAGCAGUGGUUGGGAGGGUAGCCAACCGAAUUGCCAAAGGAAGAUUCACACUGAAUGGGAAGGAGUAUCACCUGCCCAUUAACAGAGAGCCCAACAGUCUUCAUGGAGGAUUCAGGGGGUUUGAUAAGGUCCUCUGGACCCCUCAGGUGUUGUCCAAUGGCGUCCAGUUCUCCCGCAUCAGUCCAGAUGGUGAGGAAAGCUACCCUGGAGAGUUGAGAGUCUGGGUGACGUACACCCUGCAAGGUGGGGAACUUGUAGUCAACUACAAAGCACAGGCCAGCCAGACCACACCAGUCAAUCUGACAAAUCACUCUUAUUUCAACUUAGCAGGCCAGGGCUCCCCAAAUAUAUAUGACCAUGAAGUCACCAUCGAAGCAGAUGCAUAUUUGCCUGUGGAUGAAACCCUGAUUCCUACAGGACUUGUUGCUCCAGUGGAAGGAACUGCAUUUGACCUGAGGAAGCCAGUGGAGCUUGGAAAACACCUGCAGGAGCACUGCCUCAAUGGUUUUGACCACAAUUUCUGUCUGAAGGGGUCUAAAGAAAAGCAUUUUUGUGCCAGGGUACGUCACCCUGGAAGUGGACGAGUACUGGAAGUGUACACCACCCAGCCUGGCGUCCAGUUUUACACAGGCAACUUCCUGGACGGCACCCUGAAGGGCAAGAGCAGAGCAGUCUAUCCCAAGCACUCUGGUUUCUGCCUUGAGACCCAGAACUGGCCUGAUGCAGUCAAUCAGCCCCACUUCCCUCCUGUGAUGCUGAAGCCUGGGGAGGAGUACAACCAUACUACCUGGUUCAAGUUCUCUGCAGCCUAAAGGCUGAAGACGACCUGGUUCAGGACCAGGCUGGGUCCUCACUAGCCUGCCUCCUAUCCAGAGAUGAGGUGAAGAUUUAGAAGCUUUGAAAGUGAUCCUGUGUGUUAAACCAUAUAGAUGAUAGCUGAAUAAUCAGCCUGAAUAUUGAUUUCCUUUUCCAACAACUGGCUUCAGGCCCUGUCUAAUGAUCAGCUCUAUUCUCUGUGCAGUUCAGAGGGCAAAUGACCCCAGCAACUAAUGCUAUCAUCUAAGGCCCUAGCCCAGAAGUGGUUCCGGGGGACUCUCAUGCUAUUAUAGGCUCCAGCACUCUAUCCUACCUCUGUCUUUUUUUCCUCACUCUUCCUUUCUUUUGAUGGUACUCAUUUUCUGUCUCUUCUCAAACCACCCAUCAGAAGUUAGUAACAAUCUUAACAAUGACUUGAGUUCAGGUUAUGCAAAUUCAAGUCCACUUCUUUGCCUCUACCUUUCUCUAAACAUUCCCAAGGUCACUGAAGGGCAAAAAGGAGUCUGGACCCUGCUUUGCCCGAACAUUUCUUCUUAGAUUCACUUUGGGAGCUAAGGAGGUGGCUCGACAGUUAAAAGCACCUGAACUCUUGCAGAGGACUGAAGUUCAGUUCAGCACCCAUGUCAGGUGCCACCCUUUUCUGGCCUCACAUGCAUAUACAUACACACACAUAAUUUAAAUUUUUUUUUAAUCUUAAAAUUUUUUAAAUUCACUUUAUAAGCAUUAGGGUCAGUUGAACUAUCUUUUAGCCUUAGAGGCAGUAUGAGUUAAAGCAUAAGAUCCAAAUAUCCUGAAAGAAUUUAGAUUCCCUGCUUUUGAGGUUAACUAGAAAGCCCAGCCAAGGUGUGGGCAGAAACAGAAACACCAGGGACAGGAGCUGAAUGGGAAAGCCUCACUCCAGCAGUGCCCAGAGGAUCACACUUUACAGGAAGCAGAUUCUGUGUUAAGGCGAUGAAUGGCAUGGCUGGAGGAUCUUCUCCUAAUGAAUGAUUGAUUAUAUCAUUAGUGAUGGAUUUGGGCUGGUGAUUUUUUUUUCAGGGAGGGGCCAAUGAUUUUGAAAGAAAUUUAUUUUAUACUAUAGUUAUCUACUACAAUCAGUUGAAAUAAAGUCAAAAUCUGAAUCUUCAACA